AUGACUGCGGUUGAACAAGCAUCUUCGGAUAAGGAGACGAAGCCACCUUUAGAUUCAAGAAUAGGUAGAGAUACACCGUUCACCUUUGGUCAAAGAUUUUUAGACGAUGAAGAAAAUGUUUUUGAUCAUAAUGCAUGGGACCAUGUAGAAUGGGGCGAAGAACAGGUUAAGCAAGCAGAAGAACUUAUUGCAAAACAAUAUGACAAUCCUGUUAAAGAUUUUGACAAAAAAUUGUAUAAUGCUAAUCCGGCGAAGUACUGGGAUAUUUUUUAUAAGAAUAAUAGAGAGAAUUUCUUCAAAGACAGAAAAUGGUUACAAAUAGAGUUUCCGUCAUUGUACAAAGUUACCGGCGAAGAUUAUGAUAAGCCAACUACUAUUUUGGAAAUUGGUUGUGGUGCUGGAAAUACAUUUUUCCCUAUAUUGAAUCAAAAUAAGAAUCCAAAUCUUAAAAUUGUCGGUUGUGAUUACCUGAAAGUUGCAGUGGACUUAGUUAAGGCAAACGAAAACUACCCAGAAUCUAAUGCAAAGGGUAUUGCCUACUCGUCGGUUUGGGAUUUAGCAAAUCCAGAUGGCAUAAUUCCAGAUAACUUAGAACCUCAUUCUGCAGAUAUUAUUAUAAUGGUUUUUGUAUUUCUGGCAUUACAUCCUGAUCAAUGGGUACAUGCAGUUAAUAACUUGGCAAAGAUCUUGAAACCAGGAGGAGAGAUACUAUUCAGGGAUUACGGUAGGUAUGAUCUUGCACAAGUUAGGUUUAAAAAAGGUAGAUUAUUAGAUGAUAAUUUUUAUAUUAGAGGUGAUGGAACACGGGUAUAUUUUUUCACAGAAGAACAAUUAAGAGAAAUAUUCUGUAAGAAUGGUCCGUUUGAAGAAGAAAAAAUCGCAACAGACAGGAGGUUGCUAGUUAAUAGAAAGAAGCAGUUGAAGAUGUACCGUAACUGGUUGCAAGCUGUAUUUAGAGGGAAAAGCGAAUAA
Messenger RNA from Debaryomyces hansenii CBS767, 972 nucleotides. RefSeq names its product Abp140p (gene ABP140). The transcript has a single exon. The coding region runs from base 1 to 972 and encodes 323 amino acids. Lineage: Eukaryota; Fungi; Ascomycota; Pichiomycetes; Serinales; Debaryomycetaceae. The record is from RefSeq and is a predicted model, not a curated record. Gene Ontology annotation, molecular function: tRNA (cytidine-N3)-methyltransferase activity.